This is a messenger RNA of Paramecium sonneborni, 2678 nucleotides long. NCBI's taxonomy places the organism in Eukaryota, Ciliophora, Oligohymenophorea, Peniculida, Parameciidae. The record is from the annotation of a GenBank genome assembly.
AUGAGUUCUUUCUCGCCUAAGUUAGCCAAAGGUUCAACCAAAACUGGAUUUAUUGGUACUUUUGAAGCUGAAUUAUUUGCACAACAACAAAAUACUUAAUUAAGAGCUUAAAGAAUGUAAUAGGUACAAUAUAAAAUUUACAUUAGAUUCGUAAAUAAGAGACAGACUUAACAAAAAAGAAGAUUCAAUAAUAAUAACAACAAUAAUAAAAAUAGUUUGAAGAAGAAAUGAAAAAAUAAAAAUAUUAAGAAUAUUUAUAAAAAAAAGCUUAGAUUGAAUAAUUAGAACAAGCACGUUAAUAAACAAUACUUGAAUAAUAACGAUAAGCUAGGGAAGCUGAAGAGUAUAGAUAAAGGGAGUUAGAAUAGUAGUAGGAAAAGUUAAAAAUGUAGUAGUAUUAUGAGGAGCAAGCAUAAAAAAGAUUUUAAGAAGCAUGUGAAUGGAAAAAAUAAUCAUUUUUGGAAACAUCAUAAGGAAAAGCAAUUUAAAUAUAAAAUUAAAGAAAGGAAGCAUCUAUUAUUGAAAAGUAAAAAGAAGCUUAAUCUGUUGCUAUAUACAAAGAAACCUCUAAAAAUAAAAUUUCAUCUACAUUUUCAUAAGAUCUAGAAAGUUAUGAAAAAUUUGAUAAAAAUAUUUCUCGUAGAUAAAUUUUAAAACCUGAAGAUUUUGCUAAUACAUGUUUUCAUAAUCCUUAAGUAGUUAAACAUGAUGUAGAUUAAGAAAAAGAAAAUGCAAUGGAAAAAGCCAAUUAAACCUUGAUUGAAACAUAAGCAAUGCUUUUAGAAUAAGCAAGAUAAAAAAGAGAAUAAGAAAGAAUAUAGAAAUAAAGAUGUUAAAAAGCAUUAUCUAAAGAGAGAUAAAUUAAAGUUUUAGAAUAAUUAGAAUAAGAAACAAAAUUCAUUAAAAAACAAGAAAUAAUAUAAUUAUAAAAGACUAAGCCUCCAACUAGAAAGCCGAAAUCAGAAAAAAAUCAUUAAAAAAUGUUGUCGUCAGAAUUUGAAAAAAUAUUUAAUUGCAAUAAUUCUUCUAUAGAAGUCAGAGAUCAUAGAGUUAGAUCAAAUUCUCCAAAUAAAUCUGCAACAACAAAGAAUAAAGAUAAAUAAAGGCCAAAAUCAGUAAAAAUCUUCACUAAAGCUCCACUUGAUACAAAUCUUUUGAAUGAACAUUAAAAAGAAUCAUUAGUUAAAGAAGACUAUACAAAAUAUGCUUUAGGAUCUGAGGAUUAGAGUACUUCUCAAAAAAAGAAAGUAUAAUUUAGUGAUAUCAAAAAUGAAUCUCCUUAAAGUAAUUAAUUUUAGAAUAAAGAAAUUGAAUAGACAUUAAAAAUUAAUGAUUCAAAAUCGCCAUUCUAAAAUCAUUUUAAUUAAGAAUCAGCUCAUUCAAACGAGAAUAGUGAUGAAGAGGAAAAUUAAUAGUAAUAAUAAAAUGAAUCCGAUUCAGAAGACUAAAAUCAAAAUUAAUAAAGUGAUGUUGAUUCUCCACCUUAAUUAAAGUCAAAUUAAAUAUAAGAUAUUAGAUAAUACAUUAAAGAAUAAGAAUAAUAUUUAUAAAAAUUAGAGUAAUAAAGAAUCAAUACAAAAAUGAAAAUUAAGGAGGAGGAAUCAAAUUUAGUUUAAUCUUUCAAAAAUACAAGAAAAUAACAAUUUUCUAAAUAACCAAUUCCAGAGGAAUCAGAAGAUGAAUCUUCUUAUUAGUAAUCACCGUCUCAAAUUAAUUAAGAAAACAGUGAUAGAUACUAGUAAUCUUCUUAGUAAUAAUCUUAAUUCUAAAAUUAAUACUAAACAAGUCCUGAAACAUAAAAUCUUUAAAAAAGUUCUUAUUUAGAAACAAUUGAUAAUUUCGAUCCUUAAGACAUAAUGGAAUAGUUUUUGAAACCUAAAAAAACUGGAAAUAUUUAAAAUCAGAAUAAAUAACUAUCUUUAUUUGCUGAUCCUUAAUCCUCACAAAAACAAACUAUAUCUAGCUAAUAAAAAUAAUCUUAGUUUGUAACAUUAUAAUAAAUGAAUUCUCCAAAUUCAGAUCUAAAUUAUUCAUUAAGUGAGGUUAAGAAUGUUACUUCUCCAAUAAAAAAAUAUGAAUUUUAAUAAUCUCCACCUCUUAUGGUAUAGCAAUAAGAGUCUUCUUUAAAAAAAGAUUCAAUAGAUUCUGAAUAAAUGAAAUAUUCACUCUAGUAAUCUUCAGAAUAAUUAUAAGAUUUAGUAUAGCAAGAAUAUGAAGAAACAUUAGGAGAAAUAUUUUAAAAGAGAAAAGCUAUGUUAGCGAAGAAAUUUGAAUAAAGAUAAGAUUCAAAAACUGUUGAAAAAGGUGGAAAGACUAAAGAGGAAUUAAUAUAGAUUAGAAAAGAUAUGUUAAAAAGUAAAAGAUAAGUAGAGAAAGAAAAAUAAGAACAAGAGGAAUUAUAAUAAGAACCUUCAGAAUAAGAAUUAAAACCAAUAGAAUAAUAAGAAGAUAAAAGAGCUUAAUUAAUGAAAAGAUUAGCAACAGGAGAAAAAGUUAAGGUUGAUAAAAAAGAGAUGAAAGAAUUAACAAACAAAAAUUAUGAAUUAUUGCCUGAAGUAAAGAAAAAGAAGGAUGAAUAUGAAAAAAACGAAAGUAUUAAAUAAAGAAAAUAAAAAGUUAAAGAAAUGGAUCAGAAACUAAGAGAAACUAUGAAAUAAAGAAGAUAAUAAUGUUCUUGA